AUGGCCGCUGGCCAUACCCGAAACUCAGAUUCCUGGAGGGGAGCCGCCCCGUGGGAUCCGCCGUUCGCCGGCGUUGUCCACGGGGUCUGGACCCUUCAUCCGAGGGCCACAUGCCGCAGCCUGCCAGCGCCUUCACGGGCGUCUGGUCGGAUCAACUGCGUGCGGACUGGUGCUGAGGAGUUUAGUGGGGGCAAUUGGAUGGUUUCAGCGUCCCCCCGGUACGCCGGGGGUGCCGCCGCAACCGGGCGCCUCGUGCGCCCCUUCCAUUUAACUACAUUCUACCCCCUCGGGGGUCUGGGCUCCCGGGACUCCCCCGCCGCAAGGCGGGUGGGCCCCCGGGACGUCUUGCCAUGA
Molecule: messenger RNA, 354 nt
Organism: Penicillium crustosum
Lineage: Eukaryota; Fungi; Ascomycota; Eurotiomycetes; Eurotiales; Aspergillaceae
Exons: 1
Coding region: 1-354 (117 amino acids)
Source: RefSeq, a predicted model, not a curated record